GUGAGGGGAGUGAGCCGGCGGUGAUCAUUUGAAGGCGGUGAGGGAGAGCGAGGGAGAGGAAGGGCUGCUCCGCUCUGCUGUGUGUGGGCUUCGGGAUUUUUUUUUUUUUUUUCUUCUUCUUUUCCUACUUCCAUCCUGUCCCCGUCACUGGAAGUCCUCCCGUAUCUAAAUGGAAUUAGUGGAGACCGAAGCCCCUUGUGUAAGGAACAGACAUGACCCAUGGGCGCAGCUUCUUUCACAUUGUAGCAAGUCUAAUCAUCCUACAUUUGUCUGGGGCAACCAAAAAAGGAACAGAAAAGCAAACUACUUCCGAAGGACAGAAACCAGUGCAGUGUGGAACUUGGACAAAAUAUGCAGAAGGAGGCAUCUUCACUUCUCCCAAUUACCCCAACAAGUAUCCUCCUGACAGAGAAUGCGUCUACAUUAUAGAAGCUGCCCCUAGACAAUGCAUUGAACUACACUUUGAUGAAAAAUAUUCCAUAGAGCCUUCUUGGGAGUGUAAAUUUGACCAUAUUGAAGUACGAGAUGGACCUUUUGGCUUUUCCCCAAUCAUUGGACGUUUCUGUGGACAGCAAAAUCCACCUAUGAUAAAAUCCAGUGGCAGAUUCCUAUGGAUUAAGUUUUUUGCUGAUGGUGAGCUGGAAUCUAUUGGGUUUUCUGCUCGGUAUAAUUUUACACCUGAUCCAGAUUUUAAGGACCUUGGCAUUUUGAAACCAUUGCCAGUUUGUGAGUUUGAGAUGGGAGGACCUGAAGGAAUUGUGGAAUCUGUACAAAUUGUCAAAGAAGGAAAAGCUUCUGAAACUGAAGCAGUAGACUGUAAAUGGUACAUCCGAGCACCACCCCGAUCCAAGAUCUAUUUGCGAUUCUUGGACUAUGAGAUGCAGAAUUCCAAUGAAUGCAAAAGGAAUUUUGUAGCUGUCUAUGACGGAAGCAGCUCCGUGGAGGAUUUGAAAGCAAAGUUUUGCAGCACCGUUGCUAAUGAUGUAAUGCUGCGGACAGGUCUGGGUGUAAUCCGCAUGUGGGCAGAUGAAGGCAGUCGAAACAGCCGAUUCCAGAUGCUCUUCACAUCUUUCCAAGAACCCCCUUGUGAAGCCAACACAUUCUUUUGCCACAGUAAUAUGUGUAUUAAUAAUACAUUGGUCUGCAAUGGACUCCAGAAUUGUGUGUAUCCUUGGGAUGAAAACCACUGCAAAGAAAAAAGAAAAGCUAACCUAUUGGACCAACUUACCAAUACCAGUGGGACUAUAAUUGGGGUGACUUCUUGCAUUGUGAUCAUCCUCAUUGUUAUCUCUGUUAUAGUACAGAUCAAGCAGCCUCGUAAAAAAUUUGUCCAAAGGAAAACAGACUUUGAUCAAACAGUGUUCCAGGAGGUGUUUGAGCCUCCUCAUUAUGAGUUAUGCACCCUCAGAGGGACAGGGCCUACAGCUGACCUUGCUGAUGUUGCAGAUGACUUUGAAAAUUAUCAUAAACUGCGGAGAUCAUCUUCAAAAUGCAUUCAUGACCAUCACUGUGGAUCACAAGUGUCUAGCAUUAAGGGCAGCCGUAGUAACCUCAGCACAAGAGAUGCUUCUGUCUUGACAGAAAUACAACCCCAGCCUGUAAAACCACUCAUUCAGCCCAUGAACAGGAGAAAUAUCCUUGUCAUGAAGCAUAGCUACUCACAAGAUGCUGCAGAUGCGUGCGAGAUAGACGAAAUUGAAGAGGUACCAACCACAAGUCACAGGCUGUCCAGACAUGAUAAAGCUGUUCAGCGCCAUAACAUUCCAGGUUCUGCCUCAUUGGGUCUCUAAGCAAACAUGAGUCUGAGUACAACACAACUAGGGUCUAAGGGACAAACUUGAGGUAAGUAAACAUACCUAUACAACAAUUGAACCAUCUGUUGCUUUCCAUUUUAUUUGUUAUACCGCUAAAAUGCAUGUUAGUUCUCAAGUUAUAUGUCACCUUGUAUGGAGAGAGCCAGGUUUGAAUACUGAGAAAACUGAAAGACAGAUGACCACUUUAGCAUUGUAAACGAAGCAAAAUCUAUUAAUUCCUUAUUCUCAACAGCACUAUAAUCAUCCCCUAGCUAAAUAUAAUCUUCAUUCCAAACACAUUAUAAAGACAGAUGCUUUGCAUGGCUCUGGUGUUUCAUUUAUUUUUUUAUUUAUGAAAAUAAAAUUUAGAGUCCCAGCAUGUGAAAUAGUAUGUAAAACUUGGUGAUCUAACCCAAGCCAGGAAAAUGUGGAACUAUCUGUUUUCAGUUCAUUUUAUUAAUUCAACUUUGUGAAGUGUCGGGGGAAGGGUAUGUGGUAGUACUGAUAAAUUUAGAGAUUCUGUAGCACUAAUGUUAAUGUUUGCAAAUUAAACUUCCUUUUUUGAGUCUUUUCCUAGGCUUUUCAUUUUGUAUAAUUUGUUAUCAACACUUUUAAUCUCAAUAAACAUAAUCUCAGAUGUUUAUAAUGUAGUUAUAGAUAGUUGCUAGUCUGUCAAUUUAUAUAUGUGUAUGUGUGUAUAUAAAUAUAUAAACAUAGAUGUAUAUAUACAUGUUUAUAUGUGUAUAUAUGUAUACAGCAAUUUUACUGGGAAAGAAUCCAUCAAUGCUUUUAUUGCUCCUAGAUAGUUUAGGUCAAUAUUUUUCUGUAUUUUUCCUCAUAGAGAGAGCAUAUUUUAACUUUGGUUUGCUUUCAGACAACUAUUCAUGCAAUCAUGCAAACUCUGAAUGGAAAAAUAUAUAGUGAAUUAUUUCAGCUGUCUGAAAGAGAGAGUGGACAUGUUUCCAAUUUCAUUUGAUUGCCUUUAUCCAAACCUAAGAAGUACAGACAUAUCUUACUUCCUUAGCAAGACAUUCCCAUUGCACAAUAAUGUUUCUUUUGUAAUUUGGUUGCCGGCCACCAAGUGCUCCUUAGUUUUUAAAUACAUUUGGAGAUUUGCUGCAAACUUGAAGAAGAAAUUAGCUCCUAACUGAGAUCGUCCUUUUUUUUUUUUUUUUUAAUCUUAGUUUUAUUUCAGUUGAUAUGUUUUAUGUCUGUUAUUUACUUGUAUGUUGUGUGAUAUGUGGAAGAAGAUUUACAUUGAACUUUUGUUAUAUGUACGUUGUUUUCAUUAUAUAGACUGCUUGAGAAUAGUGCGCUCCUGGGUGAUUUUGAACAUGCUACAAUGAAAUGUGAAACUAUCGUCCUUGGAAACACCAGCUAGAGGUUUUAUGGACUCUCUGACCAGCUAUUCUCAUAUCAUGACAAAAUUCAGCAAACAGUGUUGAGUAAAGUUACUAGAAGGCAAUAAGACUUUGGUUAUCAUGCUUAUCGGUCAUUUCUCUUUUUCUUUUUCUCUCUUCUUUUUGUUGCAAGUUAAAUUCCCAAUUUCAGGAACAAUUUAUUGAAAUCAGGUAUUUAGCCACUCAUAAUCACUUCAAUAGAAAUGUUUGUUGGAUAAGCAUCUAGCAAUAUGACUGAAUUUGACAUUGAGAAAAUAAUCUGCAUGUAUGUUACUGAAUAUUUGAGUUGGCAAAAAUCCCUUUCUUAGAUACAUUGUAAAAAGCAUGCUUUCACAAUUAUUGCUGUUACUGUUCCAUUUCUGUGUCAUAUGCUUGCUACUUGUAACUUUUUAUAUAAAGAUACAUAAAACAAUGUAUAAUAAUUUCUUACCUUGAGUUUAAUGGCAAUGUUUUCUUUUACUAAAUUUAUAAAUCUUGUAUAAUUCGGAAGAUCAACCUCAAAAUGUAGCUUCUAGGAACUUGAAACCCAGAUACAUCAGAGAAUCAGCUCUCUCUCAUCCCUCACACUGAAAAGCAAAAUACAUUAUUUUUUAAAAAUUUAAAUUAAUUCAUAAUACAUAAAGUUGAUCACCUAAUUUCAGUUUAAAAGGUUUAUGAUAACCUUUGUGUUCAAUUCUCUACUCUUAACUAAUUUAUUUCCAUGGCAAUUAUUAGGAAGUUUGCUUCAGUGUAGCAGAGUAGCAGAUUUUUAUCAGUUAUACAAAUGUUAUGGCUGGGCUCCAAUUUUAGAGAUACAGAUAUAAACUGCUUCCUUAUGCAAGAUAAAACGAUAUUGAUAAUGCAAGUUAUAAAGACUAGUAACCAACACCUAAAUCAAACUUGAGAGGUUAAGUUAUUAAGGAAUUAUUGUAGGUUGAAAAGCCACAAUUAUGUAAAGUUGAAACCUCCCUCAUUUAAGAACUCAAUAACCAUGCAGAAAAUCACAGUUUCAUUACCUAUUUAAAGUCUUAUCUUCCAAAUUCCGUUUCAAAACAAAUCCCAGUUCCUUCUUAAACAUAGUGUCAUUCAUGAUUGUUAGGUUUUUCUGUAUAAAAAUUCUGCUAAUUUUAUUGAAAAAGUGGGAAGAAUUCCAUGGAUCUUCCCAAAGUAUAAAUAAAUGGGAAAAGAGAAAACCUGAAAGACAGACAUAAAAAAUAAGGUGAUCUAUAUCAGCUAUUUAAAUAUAUAGUACAUAAUUUACAUAACUAAAAAUAUAGGAAAUCUGAUUUCUACAAAACAAUUUCUACAAAUGUGAUUUAGGAAUGACAUGAGAAGAAGAAGGGUUUCAGGUAUUUGCCUCUUUUUUUGUACACUGUAUUUGCAAUGUAUUUUACAUAAUUUGAUUUUAGCUUGAUUAAUUUGUUUGUUAUCACAUAUUAGCUGCAAGAACCAGUCCUCCAUCCUCUGCAGUCAUUGAGCGUCAUUGAGUUGUCUUUCAGUUACAUGGAUUUUUAGCAUGCACUAAUAGUUCAUUUCCAGAUCAGUAUCUCUUUCCCAAGUUCAUAUACUUUAUCACUGUUUUUUUCCUUAAUCUUUCCAAGUCCUAUCUUGUGAUCUUUUCUUAAGUAUAUUAUGUUAUUUGCCACAUCCAUGCUUAAAAUGGAUGCAUCCAUGCAUCCAUUAUAAAAUCAAGGAAGAAUGAAAGACUUGCUGAAAGAAAUGCAUAUACAUGCACACACAUUUAUGUAUAUUUAUAAAUAUUUACUAAUGGAGGUAGUAUAUGAAUAAAUAUAUAAGGAGAAAUCUGAAUAUGUGAAUUUAGCUUUGAAUGAAUUAUAUUGGUCACCUAGAAAAAUGCUGAAGCCUUGGAUUUUAAAGUUGCUAUGUAAGUGCCUAAAUCCCACUGAAACAUAGAGUUGGUCUAAUCCCUCCUAAACAAGGACACAAUGAAAUCUAUUUUAUGGUUUUUCCAGUGAAGUGUUGACUGAGAGAACUUAACUGGAGAAGACAUGGGUAUUAGUAAUUAUGUUGCAUGCACAUCCUUGCUUUCUUAAAAAAACCUAAUUGCAUCAGGGAACAUGAGUGAGAAACAUAAAAACCUGUGUAAAUAAAGCAGGUCAAACAAAGUGAGAAUGGUAAUGCUUAUUUGACCUUGGAAACUCCUUUAGAAACAUGUUGUCUAACAGCUAGGUAUAGCCUUAAACAAAAACACCAUUGUAAAUGACAAAAUAUGUGUAUACUGGGGGAACAGGGUUGAAUUAUAAAAUUAAAAAAUAAACAACAAUAAAUUCAAACCCAAUUAAAAUAUUAUAAUUGAAAUAUUUAAGUAAUUAUAUUCUGUAUAUAGUCAAUGUCAAUAAUAGCCUAGUCCACUAUACUGCAAACAGUAAAGAUUAACUUUUGUUCGGUAUCACAAAAUAGUAGGAUAUCAUAAUGUGAUCUAUAAAACUCAAAAUAUUAAAAUAAAAGGGGUUGUUGCUGAAAAUAAA
This is a messenger RNA of Harpia harpyja (harpy eagle), 5661 nucleotides long. RefSeq names its product neuropilin and tolloid like 1 (gene NETO1). NCBI's taxonomy places the organism in Eukaryota, Metazoa, Chordata, Aves, Accipitriformes, Accipitridae. Gene Ontology annotation, molecular function: protein binding. The transcript has 10 exons. The coding region runs from base 213 to 1790 and encodes 525 amino acids. The record is from RefSeq and is a predicted model, not a curated record.